AUGUUACAACUUCGCAACACUCCGGACCCAGAUUGCAACCUCUCACCCGCGCAAAUCAUAUUUGGCCGCCCCCUAAGGGACUCGUUCUCGUUCGUCAACCGCCUUGAGAAGUUCUCGAACCCACACAUCAGACCCCUUUGGCGUCAAGCAUGGGCAGCUAAGGAGGAAGCUCUUCGCACACGCAUCACCCGUACAACCGAGUCGCUGAAGGCCCGCUCCCGCCCCCUCCGCCCCCUGACCCUUGGUGAGAGAGUCUUCCUGCAGAAUCAACAAGGCCCAAACCCCACCAAAUGGGACCGCUCAGGGGUAGUAGUGGAAUCAGCUGGCCACGACCAAUACCGUGUCAAGGUGGACGGCUCUGGGCGAAUCACACUACGCAACUGCCGCUUCCUGCGAGCCUACACGCCAGCCACGCCCUCUAUACGUUCACAGCAGCCAACAGCUUCACAACUACCUACCAGCAGUGCUGACCAGUGCCCAAACCCCCCGCCCUCUGUGCCAACACUACAGACUCCCCAGUCCACGCAGCCCACGGCGGCAACGCCCAACAACCCAAACGUGGUCCAAGCCCCAGCACCACUGUCGCCCCUCACCCCAGCGAGACCGACACAGGUCGACAGUCCAAACCUCGACGUACAGUCCCGGGACCUCCAGCUACCAACAAGUCCCGAUGAAGACUCCUCAAUGCCCCCUACGCCACCCCCACUGCCGCCCGAACCGGUUCCACGCCAUCGUCGCAUCUCACGGCCACCCAAACGGUACGAACCUGAAACAGGAAAAUGGCUCACUUGA
Molecule: messenger RNA, 792 nt
Organism: Pocillopora meandrina
Lineage: Eukaryota; Metazoa; Cnidaria; Anthozoa; Scleractinia; Pocilloporidae
Source: the annotation of a GenBank genome assembly